AUGAGCCACCCGCCCCGCGCGCUCAGCUGCCUCUCCAUCGCGCUCGUCCUGCCGCUGCUGCUGCCGCGCGGUCCGGGGCGCGUCGCGGAGCUCGCGGUUGCGGCGGAGUACUCCUCCAAGACCGAUUUGGAUUACGAGUUCGGGGAUUACCGGGGGAAGUGGUGCAUCGACGACCACGGGUUUGUUUACGGAAUCGGAGAGGUGUAUCACCCGAGCCAGACGGCGUGUCCGUGCACGUGCACUGUGGACGGCCCAGUGUGCGUCCGACCCAAGUGUCCCCGCAUCCACCCCCGGUGCACGCGGAUGACAUUUAAGGCAUGCUGUCCGGUGUGCGAGGCGAUGGCCAGGGUCUGCGUCUACGGGGGGAACACGUACCGACCCAUGGAGGAGUUCCGGUUGUCAAGGUGUGAGCGAUGUCGCUGCGAGGCCAACAGAGAGGUGUAUUGCAGCAUUUCGGACUGCCCCGCCCCGCACUGUGUCAACCCCACCUACGAGCCCAACCACUGCUGCCCCAUCUGCAAGACUGGUCCCAACUGCUUCGCUGGCAACAGGGUGAUCCCAGCGGGGGAACGUGUGGACAUUGGAGAGUGGACAGUAUGCUACUGCACCUACCGGGACGGGACGUGGCACACCCAUCCCCAGGCCACGUGUGAGACGCUCCCCCAGCCCAGCACCCCCACCGAGGUGGAGCCCAGGGGGAGAGAAAAGAGGCCGUUUAUUCCCAGGCUGGAUGUAAUACCAUGA
Molecule: messenger RNA, 744 nt
Organism: Cyclopterus lumpus (lumpfish)
Lineage: Eukaryota; Metazoa; Chordata; Actinopteri; Perciformes; Cyclopteridae
Product: von Willebrand factor C domain-containing protein 2-like
Exons: 3
Coding region: 1-744 (247 amino acids)
Biological process (GO): negative regulation of BMP signaling pathway
Cellular component (GO): AMPA glutamate receptor complex
Molecular function (GO): protein binding
Source: RefSeq, a predicted model, not a curated record